Molecule: messenger RNA, 1421 nt
Organism: Colossoma macropomum (tambaqui)
Lineage: Eukaryota; Metazoa; Chordata; Actinopteri; Characiformes; Serrasalmidae
Product: UDP-glucuronosyltransferase 2A2-like
Exons: 1
Coding region: 86-823 (245 amino acids)
Molecular function (GO): UDP-glycosyltransferase activity
Source: RefSeq, a predicted model, not a curated record
UUGGGGCUCCUGGCCUCUCCCUGGGUGCUUAUCAACAUGCUGCAUUUAAAAUUGUUUGCUAAGGUGUCUGGUUCUACUUUCCACCAUGACUGCGUGCAAGCGAGCUGCUUUCUACCUUUUGCUUCUUCUCACUCUGGGCCAGGCUCCGCACUGUGUGACAGCAGGAAAGAUCCUCGUCUGGCCAGGAGAAUUCAGCCACUGGUUUCAUUUCAAAGUCAUCAUAGAAGAGCUGAUCGCAAGAGGACACAAUGUGACUAUAGUUACUUACAGUGCUACACCAUCAGUGAAGACAACUCCGUCCUCAGGCUACAAUGUGGACAUUAUCCAGGUGCCCCACACCAAGCAGGACGUCAUUGACCGAAUGGAUAGAUUUGUAAAGUACUGGACAUAUGACCUGGCAAAUGACAACAUAAUCCAGGCUACUCUGAAGAUGAAGGAGCUCAUCGACUUGAUGUCCCAGCAGAAUGAUGUUUUUUGCCGGAAUCUCUUUGCUCGUGAAGAUCUAAUGGAGAAGUGGAAUAAGGAAGAAUUUGAGGUCCUUCUAACUGACCCCAUGACUUUCUGUGGGGAACUGCUGGCCCAGAAACUGAACCUGCCAUUUAUCAUCAGUCUGAGAUUCUCUUUUGGAAGUGCCAUGGAGAGACUCUGUGGACAGCUGCCAGCACCACCCUCCUACGUGCCGGGGGCUGCCCUCGGGUACACAGAUCAAAUGGGUUUCCCUCAGAGACUGGAAAACUUCUUGUUUUAUCGUUUUCAAGAUUUAGUGUUCAGUCUUGUGACCAGAAUAUGGGAUCACCUGUUUACUGAAAUGAGGGGUAAAUGAUGAUUUCCUUUUUUAAGUUUUCCUAAGCAUGCACAUUCUCUUUCUGUUUUGAAAGUUUUCAAUUACAGGUUCGGAAAAUAAUGUAGAUGAAAACAAACCAGAAAUGAAUCUCUCAGUCUAGUUCUCCUGAUCCUCAACAUACGACCUUGCGUACCCUAUAAAUCAGGGUGCUAAUUUUGUCAAGUUCUGAGGCGCCUUUACCACAGUCAGCCUGCGAUAAUCACCUUUAUAGGCAUACAAGAUCAUAGUCACACAUGUUCUUCAUUUUUUUUUUUCUUUUUAAAUUGAGGUCUCUAGCCUUUCACCUGACUGCAAGCUCAUACAUCAGGGUUUAUGGAGCUGAAAAGUACGUAUGUAAAACAAAGAUGCCCCCUGCUCUGUGUUGUUUGCCCCCAUACACUACCAGUGAGCAGUGUAGUCAGAGGUCAGAGUGAGUUUGUCAGUUGCAUGCAGGCUAAAGGUAGAGAUAGUGACAAGCGUUUAGGUCAUUGUGCACAAUUUUAUCCUGAUAUUUUAAGUUAAAUUAAUUUAAGUUAAAAGUAAAAUAAAUGAAAAUCUAGUCAAAUAAACCAAAAGUUAAAGUGAGAGUGUGUUGCUA